AUGUUUCGCAUGCUGGGAGCCGCCGGCCGCAAGGCCAAGGGAGCGCAGGCAGACAUCAAGGUGCAGGAGAGCAACGACGGCCACGAGGUUGAGAAUGACGUCGAAACCAAGAUGAAGAAGGAAGAUGCCGAUCCUGCGUAUAAGAAGAACGAUGGCCGCCACGAGAUUGACGAUUUUCUCGACUACGUUAAGGUCAAGUUGGAGGAUCUUGAGCUCGAGGACGAGACAAAGCAGAGUACCCCUCUGGCGAAAACGGAGAACAUCAGCCCGAAGAUGGAGGAGGUCGCCGCUCCGAAGGAGAAUUUUACCCCCAAGAAGAAGAACUACACCUCUCAGACAAAGUCGGAGAAGAAAGCCGAGAAUGCAGCGAUGUUCUUCUCUCAGUGGGAUGAGUACUUUGGCAAGAGCGAACUCGCCGACUGGCAGCGCCUCUGCCGCGACCUUGGUCUCCCUGACGACUUGCCCAGCAAGACCCAAUGCCGCAAGGUUAGUACUCUCCGCCCUUACAUCGGAACCCUCUAUCGUAAGACUGAGCUGACCCCCGUUCCCUCCUGCGAUGUGAAGGCCCUAAGCAAGGUUCAUGUGAACAUCAAGCAGUUCCUCGACGCCAUGAAUGGAGGUGGAGCGAUCAAGCUCUUCCAGAACGUACGCCAGCUCGCGCAGUACACCCGGAAGACAGGCCUCUGGAUGCCCAAGAAGAACUUCCCCAAGGGACACCCCCUCGGCCAGCUCCGCCGCGAGAUCACCAAGUACUUGGGAUGA
Messenger RNA from Colletotrichum spaethianum, 762 nucleotides. RefSeq lists its product as uncharacterized. Lineage: Eukaryota; Fungi; Ascomycota; Sordariomycetes; Glomerellales; Glomerellaceae. The record is from RefSeq and is a predicted model, not a curated record. Bases 1 to 762 code for a protein of 253 amino acids. The transcript has a single exon.